GUGACCACUCCUGCAGCGUGGGGGAAGCUACCCAGGAGCAGAUAAUAAGAGGGUUCACCUUGCCUCUUUUUCCCACCCAUUACUUGCAUCCUUACCCCCACCAGGGAGUGAUGCAGGUGACUUGGAGGGACAGCCCUCAGGGAGCAAGCUGGGCCAUCUCCAUGGCAUUGUGCAAGGGAUAUGGCCACUGCUCUGAAAAGUCAGGGCGUGGCAGCAAAAGGCAGAAGAUGGAUGAUUCCAGAUUCCCCCUCCGUCUUGCACCACAGCAGAGGCAUUUGAUGUGCUAUAAGCAGACACCAAAGGACUCAGGAUGGGUUUGGUUGCCCACAGACAGGAGUGCUGCAGCAAGAAAUUUGUUAGAAAAGGCAGGAGGGGAAAGAACUGUCAUGUUGGAGAGCAGAAGAAAUGAAAUGUGAUUUCCGAAGUCAAGACCUGUGAACUGGAUGAGCACAGCUAAGGCAAAGCUCAGAACAGGGCUGGCAUGAACCAGCCAAGCCCAGGCUCUGUUUGGCUGUGCCCUGCUUGCUCCUGGUGGUGCUUGCAGGAGGCAAAACUCUGGAGCAGUGCUGGUGCCAAGGUCCUCCUGUCAGUAGCUGUGCUGAGAGUGGUGAAUUGUUUCUUUCAAAGGUACCUAAGGACUUGGUUUCCUCUACUGCUUAGCAUUCACCUGAAAGAGCCCUUAUUUCCAGAAAGCACCAAGUGUGUGCCAUUUAAAAGCCUUUCCCAUUAAAACUAGCCUGGGCAACCACCAUGAGCAACUGUGAGCUGAUCCUUAGAUCCACAAUAAAUGUGUAUCCCUAAGGUCCUGCUGGUCAAGGCAGGAACAUGCUUUGGCCAAACUCCAUUUCCCUUUCCUCUCUUCUUCCCCCAUUUUGUUCCUCCCAUUUCCUGCCCUAAAUUUACAUGACCAUAAUGAGCUGCUCUUUUGCACACCUGCCCUGGUCCUCCAGGGAAGCAGCUGCCCUACGCUGGGGACAGCUCACUCUCCACAAAUUGCACUGGGACGUGACGGAUGGAGGCGACAGGCAAAGAUGGAACUAUUAUUAUCACUCAUAUGUGGCUCCUUGUCCUUCUGAGGCUGAGAACAAUUCCCAACUUCAUUUAGAGUGUUCCCUCAGAGGGAUUUAAAGGUUGGGACACAGUCCUGAGCUGCACCUUCUCUAUAUUUAGCCCUUUUUAUCCGUCCUCGACAUCCUGCCCCUGCUGCUUGAUCUGCCUAUGGCUCCGAAAGCCCCUCAUCUGGUCGUGCAGCUUUACAGAGCAGUGAACUGGCAUUCCCUUGCUAGUGCCAGAGUUGAGAAACAACCAGAGAAGGGAAGAGAGCAGCAAAAAAGCAGGAGCAGUGAAAGGAAGACUGGGAUCCCAUGGGUAAUGAGGAGGAUGAGUACAGCCAGCUUCACUGGGAGCAGAAAUUGGAAGGAAGGGAGAACAAGGUUCCCAUCUCUGUGCACGUCUGGGUGGGCAAAACCAGAAAUCUACAAAGAAAAAUUAGGGCAGGUGGAUGGACAGUGAUCUCAGAGAGCCAAAUGUAUAUGAAAAAACAGCCUGAAGAACUUGGGAACCAAGCAAAGGAGGCUGGAAGGAGUCAGAGGGAGGAGGUUACCUAGCAGGAAAAGGCAAUCCAAUGCUUAGGGUCAAUGGAUCAGUCUUAAGGGACACUGGAAAAGUGUAAAGUGUGGGCCACAGUGGUAGGGCUGGCGGCACAGGGUGGCUGGAAGUUCAGGUGUGCUGCUUGGUGUGCUGUAGGCUGUGAGCAGAGCUGGAUGGAGCCUUGCAGCCUGACUGCACACUGAAAGUGAGGGGCAAACACCCCAGCAAAAGGAGGAUGUGCAGCCUCUGACCGAAAGCUGCAAGGCCUUCCCCAGCAUCUCCCCGCUCUGUCAGUCAGCUGAGAGGUGGAGUGGAAUGCCAGCCCUUUCCCAAAGGAGGAGAAGUGCAUGGAGAAUCCAGGCUGCCCCACGUGGAGGAGCCACCCCUAGGUCAGAAAGAUGGGGGAAAUGGAGCAGAUGAAGCAGGAGGCUGAGCAGCUGAAGAAGCAGAUUGCGGAUGCCCGGAAAGCCUGUGCAGACACAACGCUUGCUCAGAUUGUGUCUGGAAUGGAGGUGGUUGGACGCAUCCAGAUGCGGACCCGAAGGACCCUGCGGGGACACCUGGCCAAGAUCUACGCCUUGCACUGGUCCACAGACUCCAAACUUAUGGUCAGUGCCUCACAAGAUGGGAAACUGAUUGUGUGGGACACAUACACAACUAACAAGGUUCAUGCCAUCCCUUUGCGCUCUUCCUGGGUCAUGACCUGUGCCUAUGCCCCCUCUGGCAAUUUUGUGGCCUGUGGAGGCCUUGACAACAUGUGCUCCAUCUACAGCCUCAAGUCUCGUGAAGGCAACGUCAAAGUGAGCAGGGAGCUCUCAGCCCAUACAGGAUACCUCUCCUGCUGCCGAUUCCUUGAUGACAACAAUAUCGUGACUAGCUCUGGAGAUACCACAUGCGCGCUCUGGGACAUCGAGACGGGGCAGCAGAAAACUGUGUUCAUUGGUCACACUGGAGACUGCAUGAGCUUGGCCGUCUCCCCUGACUUCAAACUCUUCAUCUCCGGGGCUUGUGAUGCCACUGCCAAACUGUGGGACGUGCGGGAGGGCUCCUGCCGCCAGACCUUCUCAGGGCACGAGUCCGACAUCAAUGCCAUCUCCUUCUUCCCUAACGGCGAAGCCAUCUGCACCGGCUCCGACGACGCCACGUGCCGCCUCUUCGACCUGCGGGCGGACCAGGAGCUCAUCAUGUACUCCCACGAGACCAUCAUCUGCGGAAUCACCUCCAUCGCCCUCUCCCGCAGCGGGCGGCUCCUCUUUGCCGGCUACGACGACUUCAACUGCAACAUCUGGGACUCCCUGAAAGCAGAGCGCGUGGGGAUCCUUUCUGGCCACGACAACAGAGUGAGCUGCCUGGGGGUGACGGCGGAUGGCAUGGCUGUUGCCACUGGCUCCUGGGACAGUUUCCUCAAGAUUUGGAACUGAGGACGGCAGCAGAGAGGGGAAGAGCAGCGGAAGCAUGGCCCACAGCCCGAGCCCAUGCAAAACAGCAUCAUCAGCUGAGCACAGCAGCAAUGCCUACCUACCACUCCCACUUGUCUCUAGACACAGGUCACUUGUAGGAGUCUCCCAGAGUGAAAGGAGAUCAGGGAGGAGAAGCUGGGGGAGCUGGGGAGCAGGAGCAAAUGCACUGGCCCUUCUCUCCACCUCUAAACAGCCCCAGCAGUUUCCAGCCUUGUGCAGGCUUGAAGAGCUGUUCUUUAUGUCUCAGGACUUUGCAGUACAAUUCAGACACACUGCACCCUCCUCCAAACACCUCUACCCACACCGGUACCCAUCCUCCUCCUUCAGAGGACCCCUCAUGCAACACCCACCCCAGACUAAGCUCUCUCCCUGCUUUAACUCUGCCUAACUUCUCUGUGCAGCUGUCCUUGUAUCCAUGCAGACAGCCCCAGAGACACGCUGGAUUUGAGAUUUCUAUGGCACCACCUCAAACAUAAAGCUAGAAUAAAUUUGGCUCAUUUUCAUGGGGGAACACUUAGCUCAAGUCCUAUCUAUGCAUAAAGGGAGGAAAGGAAAGGCAGCCUUCAGACCUGCCAGAAUAGCAGGGAAUACAUUUAUUCUUUUGUUAGUUCAAGUCUUAUCUAUGCAUAUAUGGCAGAAAGGUAGCCCUCAAGACCUGCCAGAAUAUCAGGGAAUAUUAUAUUUAUUCUUAUUUGUUGUCUGCUUCUUGCUGUUCCUUCCCUCUUUGCCUCACUCCUGCAUUGUGUGGUGACCCUGUCUAACCAGUAGCCAUCAGCCCAUGUUUUCAAGUCUGUUUAGAUCUUCAUAGCCCAGGCAAAUAAAGCAAGCUCACAGAAGCACUGCAGGCUGUGUUCUUUCCAGCAUUGCAAUGAGCUGAGAACUCCUUUCCUGUGACUAUUGCCUGCUGGUCUCAACCAGUCAACACCUCAUCCACAGACCUUGCUUUAGCUCACAUCCGCAGGGGAGGCUGUUCCUCACACGCUGGAGUUGGGAUAGCGAGAUGAAAGUGCAUCCUUUCAAAGCUUGGAUAUUUUAGCUCAGUUACACAACCACUUUUUUCAGCCCCUAUUCCACUUGUUGGCUCAGAGCAACACCCUUGGGGGCCCAAGGCUCUGCUGGGAGAGCUGGAGAUCAACAAGGUUUAGUUAAUUAUCAGCAGAAGGUCAAUAUGAAUGGACAAUACCAUCUCACGUUAUUUUGGAUCUCACCCUCACGACAGACCCUUGCAUAACUCAGCUUCAGGUCAGUGUAGGAGCAGUACAGCUCCAGAGGUGACACUGGAUAGACAUCAGUUUCCUGCAGGGAGCUGCAGAUUCCCAGCUCACGCUGUUGUACAUGGAUUCAAGGCCACACCCUUCAGCAUGCUCCAGGCAGGGGACAAGGCAGCUUUAAGGCCAAUGGAAGGCUGAACUAUUUGUUCCUGAGCCCUUGUCCCAGAGAAAAUGUUGUGCUGAGCAAGCACAAUAUCAGGACAUACAGCCAGCAAAGGUUGAAC
Molecule: messenger RNA, 4545 nt
Organism: Passer domesticus (house sparrow)
Lineage: Eukaryota; Metazoa; Chordata; Aves; Passeriformes; Passeridae
Gene: GNB3
Product: G protein subunit beta 3
Exons: 10
Coding region: 1989-3011 (340 amino acids)
Biological process (GO): G protein-coupled receptor signaling pathway
Cellular component (GO): cytoplasm; heterotrimeric G-protein complex
Molecular function (GO): signaling receptor complex adaptor activity; protein binding
Source: RefSeq, a predicted model, not a curated record